Molecule: messenger RNA, 253 nt
Organism: Monodelphis domestica (gray short-tailed opossum)
Lineage: Eukaryota; Metazoa; Chordata; Mammalia; Didelphimorphia; Didelphidae
Source: RefSeq, a predicted model, not a curated record
AUGAUCGAGGUUGUGUGUAACGACCGGCUGGGCAAGAAGGUCCGGGUGAAGUGCAACACAGAUGACACAAUAGGAGACCUAAAGAAACUGAUUGCAGCUCAAACAGGCACCCAUUGGAGCAAGAUUGUCUUAAAAAAAUGGUACACAAUCUUCAAGGACCACAUUUCCCUGGGUGACUAUGAAAUCCAUGAUGGAAUGAACUUGGAGCUUUAUUAUCAAUAGAAGCAGCAGGUCUGCCAACUCUGCAACUCCC